This is a messenger RNA of Pelecanus crispus (Dalmatian pelican), 1720 nucleotides long. Lineage: Eukaryota; Metazoa; Chordata; Aves; Pelecaniformes; Pelecanidae. The record is from RefSeq and is a predicted model, not a curated record.
GAGCCUGGUGAGAAAGAGUACCAAGGAGACAUCUACGCUGCUUUUAGACCAGAUUUCUUCUCUCUCUGGGAAGGUGGGAGCUUUAUUUACAUUGCCAUGUAGUGUAAGCAGCGUAGUGAUCCCAUCCCCUGCCCAGCUGAGUACCAAGAAAUGGAAGGAAUAUAUGGCUAGGAAACCCAAGGUCAUUACUGUUCCAGAAGUUGAACUCAAAGGAGAAUCUUGCCGAUAUUAUUUCUUGCUACAAGGCAAUGGCUCUGGAGGAUGUAAAGCAACCCUGAUUCAUUCAGCCAGCCAGAUCAAUGGUACGGCCGCUCUUGCUGCAGUAAAUGGAAAGCUAAAGACAAAAGCAGAAGAAACAGAGUCAAGCUUUUGUAUUGCUGACUUUAUCGAGUCUCUGCCACAGUUUUGUGGGGAGGAGAUUGUACAGAGAGAAAAGAAACUGUCUCGUCUCCAAGUGUUUGCCUUGAAGGAAUAUCUCAAGAGAAAGGAAUUGACCGAGCAGCCUCCAGUUAUUUCUACUGAUGAGUUAAAAAACUUGUUAGAACUUACAAGAGAAUGUAUAUUGGACCUGUGCAACACUAGUUUUUCUAAAUCUGUUCUACAGAAGGUUGCAAAUAAAACUAGGUCAUGCACUGUGACUUCUGAAUCUGAUUUAGUGGAGCCAAAUCCAUUGGAGUGGCCAGAAAGACACGUUCUUCAGAAUUUGGAAAACUUUGAAAAAAACAAACAAAAAAUGAGAGUUUCUAUGCUUGCACAUUCAUCUGAGCAAUUGCUGGGACAUAAAGAUAGCCAACGGGAGUCAUUGACAUUGCUUGAUGCUAAAGAAUUACUGAAAUAUUUCACACCAGAAGGGCUACCAGUCGGUGAUCUUCAGCCACUACAAAUUCCCAAACGUGAAAACGCAUUCCUUUUGACACCAGAGCUUACUCCUCGGAAACUCAGAGGUUUGCCUUUUGAAAAAGCAGCUGGAUGCCAUUAUCAUGGACUUGAAUAUUGUCUAGAUAACAGAAGAUCCUUAGAGAGAGAUGUGGGAUAUGCUGAACUUCAAACUCGUCUUAUUCGCUACGAAACUCAGACUACUUGCACCAAAGAGUGCUGCCCGGUGCCAGUUGUCUUGAGCCCUCUCCCAUCUCCUGCAGUCUUGUCAGAGCCUGGAAGUGUCCCUGAUGGAGAGUCUUUACAAAGUGAAUUCAAAACGGAGGCAUCAAGGCUAAAACGCAGAUCAAAAGAUUUGGAUUGCUUUUAUCCCAAGAAAAGGCUAACCAAAUCUGAGAGUACAGAUUCCCUCCUCUCUCAGGCAAGCGGAAGUAGUGGGAGUCACUACACAGUUGCUGUAACGAGGAAGCGCUCUGAAAGAUCAGUUUCUUUAGCUUCGAUGCCAUUGAAACAGCCUGGUCAGCCCCAAAAAGUAACCACUAAGGUUGGCUCAGCAAGUCGUGUAAGUGUGACGGAAUCUGAGACUUCAAAGCCAGCUAAGGAAUCGAGAUCCCAGAAACAUACAAGGAUGCUGAAGGAGGUGGUUGCUAAGACUCUUCAAAAACAUGGAAUUGCAGAGGAUCACAAGUGCUUUGCAUCAUGCAGCCAGCGUCUAUUUGAGAUAUCAAAGUUCUACUUAAAGGAUCUUAAAACUUCUAGAGGACUUCUUGAUGAAAUGAAGAAAACGGCAAAUAACAAUGCUAAACAGGUGAUUGAAUGGGUUUUGGAGAAGACUGGCACAUAA